Ilex paraguariensis (yerba mate) is the source of this 522-nucleotide messenger RNA. The record is from the annotation of a GenBank genome assembly. Lineage: Eukaryota; Viridiplantae; Streptophyta; Magnoliopsida; Aquifoliales; Aquifoliaceae.
AUGGCCAAUCACUUCCUUCUAACCAUUAUCCUUGUGGCUUUGGCAUCUUCCUUUGCCCAUGCCUCCGAUCCUAGCCCGUUGCAGGAUUUCUGUGUUGCAAUUGAUGAAACCAAGGAUGCAGUGUUCGUGAACGAGAAGUUUUGCAAGGAUCCAAAGCUUGCCACAGCUGAUGAUUUCUACUUUUCUGGUCCCAAGAUGCUCGGUCUCCACAUUCCCAGAAGUACAUCAAAUCGAGUUGGGUUGAAUGUGACUCAAGUAAACGUUGAACAAAUCCCAGGACUCAACACUCUUGGUAUCUCAUUAGUUCGUAUUGACUAUGACCCCAAUGGCCUCAAUGCACCCCAUAGCCACCCUUGUGCUACCGAAAUCCGUGUUGUCCUAGAGGGUACCCCUCCAUGUUGGCUUUGUCACUUCCAAUUCCGAUCUUGGCAACCGCCUCUUCACCAAGGUCCUACGCAAAGGAGAUGUCUUUGUGUAUCCGGUGGGUCUCAUUCACUUCCAAUUCAAUGUGGGCAAAUCUAA